This is a messenger RNA of Suillus clintonianus, 1316 nucleotides long. RefSeq lists its product as uncharacterized. The record is from RefSeq and is a predicted model, not a curated record. NCBI's taxonomy places the organism in Eukaryota, Fungi, Basidiomycota, Agaricomycetes, Boletales, Suillaceae. The transcript has 2 exons. Bases 178 to 1221 code for a protein of 347 amino acids.
CUCAGAAGUUACUUCGAUUCGAACUCUGGAUCACCCGAGUCCGAGUCUGAGCAAAUUGUUGGCUUCAGCCAGACGUAUAUUGGUGGAAAGGUAAUUCGAUAUCAUCACCCGUCUCCGCCACAUUUUAAUCGCUUGUAGCAAUAAUAUUUUACAGCUGCGGCCGCCAAUACUGUAACAAUGGCAUCUAAAAUAUUUCUUCGAGGUGUCUUGCCUGUUGCAAUCUUCAUCCCAAUGAGUUUUAUUGCAUUGCAAAUUGUAUUUGGCCGUCACAUGUACCAAAGCGGUACAGGACUGCAACUUCUCGACCACUGCAACGUUCCAAUCGGAACGGAAGGAUACCCUUUGCGCCUGGCAUACACCGGCUACCCCGACCUCGAUGAUCGCAUGUGCGCACUUGUGGCGCUCUUUCAUGCCCUACUAGACCCUGCAUACCGACCUCUCGUAGCAGAGCUCAUGACUGCCCUCGCUGCAGUAACAAUGAUACCCUUCGUCGAGGCUGCACGUGAAGAGCGCUCCAUCUUUCUUCGCAUGCCUGCUGCCGUUGGAGUGCUUUUCCAGCUUUUCAGUUUUGCAGUCAUCAUGCCAAUUUAUUAUGUCGCGCUUAUUCUGAGUGGAGCGGCGAUUGGUAGCCCCGUCAAAGGCCGCGCAACAAAAAUCGCUCAGGGCAGUGCCGAAGCUUUGCUUUUUGCUCUGAUAGUCGGCUAUAUUAUCCCGACAGUGUGCAUGGUUUUGUUUCGGGGUAUCACAUCCACUGCGUUAUGGCAAGGCUACCCCAUCAUCAUGGCGUUCGCGCAGUUUGUGUACCUCAUCAUUCGUCCUUCUUCCCGUCGCAUGCAAUCCGGCUACGCUACCAUCCAAGCCAUGUAUGGUCUCAUCUUCGUCACCUCUGCUAUCUUCCACAUCUACUACACGUGGCCACUCUUCUUUGACAUCCAACAAUUCCAGAAGGUCCUGGUGCCACACUUGGCACUGAGCAAACACCCUUUGUCCUUACCCGAAGGAGUCGCUGCUGUCAUCCAGUGGGAUGCAGUGUUUGGGAUAGGAUCCACCCUUUUUGUGACAUUCUGGUUCGCUCAAGGCGUGAAGGAAAUUGUGCUCCUCUUCCUUUGGCAUGCAUUGGUCUCGGUAGCAUUUGGCCCUGGAGCAGCUAUAGCUGGUGUCAUGUUGUUCAGAGAAGCGAGACUAAAUGGCCAAACUCCUGUGGAGGAUAAGGAGGAAUGACUUGACCAGGACAUGACUUGAUUAGAGUACUGAGGUUCAACGUUCAACCAUCGAUAUCAUCAUUAUGCACAAAAACCGACACAUCAUUUGAAUCA